Armigeres subalbatus is the source of this 2403-nucleotide messenger RNA. Its product is annotated as tubulin alpha-1C chain-like. Gene Ontology annotation, molecular function: structural constituent of cytoskeleton; GTP binding. The transcript has 5 exons. Bases 268 to 1578 code for a protein of 436 amino acids. NCBI's taxonomy places the organism in Eukaryota, Metazoa, Arthropoda, Insecta, Diptera, Culicidae. Gene Ontology annotation, biological process: microtubule cytoskeleton organization; mitotic cell cycle. The record is from RefSeq and is a predicted model, not a curated record. Gene Ontology annotation, cellular component: cytoplasm; microtubule.
CGUUGUUCUGGCAAAGAUGUCCGAUUUCAGUCAGGUGUGCGUUGGCCCGAACAGCAGCAAAUUUAUCACAGCAAGCCGGCCCAAAAAAUGCUAAUCAUCCAAAUUUUCGUAGACGGUAUGUUAGUUAAGUAAAUAUUUAGGCGGCAGGUUCUAAAUUUGCAGUGCAAGAAGCGUGAGUGACUGAGACAGGAAGAAAUCCGAAGCAGAACGCGGACGCCGGAAUAAGCCACAGUCAUAAGACGUUAUUAAACAUCGAUUCACGGGAGGAUGGCAAAAAGUCGCGAAAUUAUCCAACUACAUGUGGGCCAAGCCGGCGUACAGAUUGCGAGUGCGUGCUGGGAGCUAUACUGCUUGGAGCAUGGCAUCUAUCCGGACGGGCGUUUCUGCGAUUGCACGAUCUACGAGGACUGUAGUGCGUUUUUCAGCUGCGACAAAAAGGGCCGCUGCGUGCCGCGUGUGGUGAUGGUUGACCUCGAGCCUUCGGUGAUUGACGAAAUUCGGAUCGGUGCGUACCGGCAUUUGUUUCACCCGAGCACGCUGAUCACCGGCAAGGAAGACGCGUCGAGUAAUUUUGCCCGGGGCCAUUUCACGCUAGGGCGAAUGAUGAUCGAAGGUGUGAUGGAACGGAUCCGAAAGGUUGCGGAAGGGUGCUCCACCGUGCAGGGGUUUAUGAUCUUUCACAGUUUGGGCGGUGGGACGGGCAGCGGGUUCGGAACGUUGGCUUUGGAAAAAUUGUACGACGAUUAUGGCAAAACGACGAAAAUAGAAUUCAACAUUUUCCCAUCGCCGAGGAUUUCGCCGGUCAUUGUGGAGCCUUACAACGCAGUUCUCUCGACGCACGUCGGGAUGGAUUAUAGCGAUUGUGCUAUUCUGCUGGAUAACGAAGCAAUUUAUGAUGUAUGCGAUCGAAGUUUGAGCGUGCGGGAGCCGACGUAUACGAAUCUGAACCGACUAAUUGCGCAAAUUGUUUCUUGCAUUACGUCAUCCCUUCGUUUCACGGGAGCCAUCAAUGUGGAUCUGCUUGAAUUUCAAACGAAUCUUGUUCCUUUCCCGCGGAUACAUUAUCCCUUGGUUACCUAUUCGCCGUUGAUUCCAUUUCGGAACGCUAAUCACGAGCAGUUGACCACAUCGCAGAUAACUUCGGAAUGUUUCGAGCCUUCGAAUCAGUUGGUCAAGUGCGACCCCAGGCUAGGGAAGUACAUGUCCUGUUGCAUGCUGUACCGAGGGGACGUCUCUCCUGUGGAUAUAAACCGUUCGAUACAGGAUUUAAAAUCCAAAAAGACGGUUAACUUUGUGGAUUGGUGCCCUACGGGGUUCAAGAUCGGAAUCAACUAUCAGCCUCCGAUAGCUGUACCGGGCGGUGAUCUGGCGAAGGUGGACCGGGCAGUUUGUAUGCUCUCCGGUAAUACGUCUGUGCGGAGCGCAUGGGAACGUAUCGUACGAAAGUUCGAGCAAAUGUUCGAUCGGAAGGCGUUUUUCCAUCACUUUCUAGAUGAAGGCCUGGAAGAAAGCGAUUUGUGUGAAGCAAAGGAAAACUUGUCGACGCUCAUUUGUGACUACGAAGAAGUGGAAAAAUAGCAAAGCACGAACGGACAAAUCCCUUCUCCGCAAAAUUGCAAUCAUUAUUGUUCGUUUGUCCAAUGCUAUUAAGCAUCAAUUAAAUGCACGUAAACUUUUCGAAAUAAGUGAAUUGAUAAAAGCAAAUGCGCAAUUGUUGCGAAUAUCAGUUGUUGCGACAUUACCGGUAGAAAACAAACAUGGGAAGAUUACGUUGCCUUCUGCUUUUAUUGGCUCUAGCGGUUCCAGCAAUAUGCGGUUUCUGUACGAAGAACAUCGUCGUAGAUCUUGACGAUAGCUGUGCGUACAAUCCUAUGGUGGCCAUGUCCAAGCAAUUGGGGUGGAGUUUGUCGAAGGAAAACUGCGCUGCAAAGAUAUCAGACGAUGUUUUCGACAUACCACCAGUGAUGUUUUAUGACUUCACUGAUCCGGAUAGGAAGUAUACUCUCUUUAUGGUGGAUUUAGAUGGGGCCAGUGGAGACGGGUUGGUAUACGUGCACUGGUUUGUGGCAAAUAUUCCGGCGAUCGCUCUGACGGAAGGCUUGACCUAUGUGGAUGGCGAUACUAUCAUUGAUUUUCUAUCACCGUCCGCGGGACCCUAUGAGCACCGGUACGGGUUUUAUCUGUUCGAGCAGAUUGGUGGAAACAGCUUCCCUCCGAUGCCCCUCACGCGGGAGGAGUUUGAUUUCGUAGACUGGAUCAAUUCGAUUUACCCCGAAGGUGCACUUUGCGGUCCAGUUGCUUCGAUUGGAUUUAAUUUGUAGUGGUCCACCGUUGGAGAGUGCAGCCGUGAUGCAGCGGUAGCUUUUGUUGGAUGAAUGUAAAUACAUAUACUGACUGUGGGUA